This is a messenger RNA of Cottoperca gobio, 6392 nucleotides long. RefSeq names its product serine/threonine kinase 32C (gene stk32c). Lineage: Eukaryota; Metazoa; Chordata; Actinopteri; Perciformes; Bovichtidae. Gene Ontology annotation, molecular function: G protein-coupled receptor kinase activity; G protein-coupled receptor binding; ATP binding. Gene Ontology annotation, biological process: regulation of signal transduction; protein phosphorylation; G protein-coupled receptor signaling pathway. Bases 330 to 1673 code for a protein of 447 amino acids. The transcript is spliced from 12 exons. The record is from RefSeq and is a predicted model, not a curated record.
UCGGUUUGGCUGGCUGGCUACGGAAGACAACUGCACACUACCAGUACCGAGUGAUUACGUUAUAUUAACCUCCAACUGUAAUACACCGAACAGUCUUUCUUAAUAUUUGACAGUCCGUCGGUACUUACUACACUUGCUCUCUCCUGGUUUAGAGAGACUUUAAGUCGCGGCUCUCACAUUUUUGGCAGAAUAAAUAUCGGAUAAAUUUAAAGCGAAAUAACGGACACUGUUUGGGUGAAAUGUAUGGUUAGUAUUACUGUCUUUUGAGGAGGGGGUCCUAUACAGCUGUAGUUUCUCCUCAAGAGGCGAGGAAUGCUAUCUGAGCAUCAAUGUUUCACUGGGGCAAGUGGAAGAAGAGGAUGGGAGCCAAUAGUUCUUCAAAGAGACCAGUUUUCGACGAAAAGGAAGAUGUGAACUUUGACCACUUCCAGAUAUUGCGGGCCAUUGGGAAAGGAAGCUUUGGAAAGGUUUGCAUUGUUCAAAAGAGGGACACCGAGAAGAUGUACGCCAUGAAGUACAUGAACAAACAGCAGUGCGUGGAGAGAGAUGAGGUCCGAAACGUCUUUAGAGAGCUUGAGAUUCUACAGGAAAUUGAACAUGUUUUUUUAGUAAAUCUCUGGUACUCAUUCCAGGAUGAGGAAGACAUGUUCAUGGUGGUGGACCUCCUGCUGGGAGGAGAUCUGCGCUACCACCUGCAGCAGAACGUCCAGUUCAGCGAGGACGCUGUCAAACUCUACCUCUGUGAGAUGACACUGGCGCUCGACUACCUGCAGAGCCAGCACAUCAUCCACAGAGAUGUCAAGCCAGACAAUAUCCUGUUGGAUGAGCAAGGUCACGCUCACCUGACGGACUUCAACAUAGCAACGAUAAUAAAGGACGGAGAGAGAGCCACAGCCUUAGCUGGAACCAAGCCCUACAUGGCCCCAGAGAUCUUCCAGUCUUUUGUAAGUGGGGGGACGGGCUAUGCCUCUGAAGUAGACUGGUGGUCACUAGGGGUGACAAUCUUCGAAGUGCUGCGUGGAUGGAGGCCCUAUGACAUCCAUGCAAGUAACUCUGUGGAGUCCCUGAUGCAGCUCUUCAGUACAGUCAGUGUCCAGUACAGCCCGGCCUGGCCCAAGGACCUGGUUUCCCUUUUGAGGAAGCUACUGACAGUGAACCCAGAGCAUCGUUUCUCCAGCCUGUCUGACAUGCAGGCAUCUCCCUACCUCGCUGAUGUCAACUGGGACGCCGUGUUCGAAAAGAAGACGGAGGCCGGAUUUGUUCCUAAUAAAGGUCGCCUCCACUGCGACCCCACCUUUGAGCUGGAGGAGAUGAUCCUGGAGUCGCGUCCCCUUCACAAGAAGAAGAAGAGGCUGGCCAAGAACCGGUCUCGAGACAACAGCAAGGAUUCACAGUCUGAGAAUGACUACCUACAGGAGUGCCUUGAAGUGGUGCAGCAGGAGUUCAUGAUCUUCAACCGAGAGAAGUUGAAAAGGCGUCAGGAGGAGGGUCCGUCAGAGGCCGGGGGCGAUGAUGCCAGUGGAGAUGGGGACGGGGAGGCCGAAGCCGGCGCCACCGACGAUGACGCACCCGAGCCAGAACCCGAGCCGGAGCCGGAGCCCGAGCCGGAGCCCGAGUCCUCCUCCAAACUGAGCAUGUGCGGCUCGGUGUGCUCCUCCCCCGGCAGCUGCUAGCGCCACAUCGCCUUACAGUGACGAUCGCAGGUCUCUCUGGCCACUGCAGCGUUUGUGCCAUGCCAAUAGAUACAUUCUCACCUCUCUCCUCUGUUGUAGCCAGGAGCGGAGGGAGUGCCCAGCAGGGCGACUGACACACAGCAGGACCCAAAAUGGCUCCCACCAUUUUCCCUCCUUUUUUUCCCCUGUAGCAUCCUUUAGGUAGGUCAUGAAUGAAGCAGAUUUCCAGAGAGUCCCCGUCUACUGUACCCAUCCGCCCUAGAGUAAGCUCUAACUUCUAUGCAAUGUUACAGUAUAGCAUGACAAAUAAGGUAUCACUUACUAGGAGGUGUUGUUCACAAGCAGAAAGCUCCACGAGCACGAUGACAUCUCGAGUAAUAGCAGUCCACGUUUUUUGUGGGGUUGGCGGAUUUUGGUGGAGACACCUCCCCUCUCAGCCUUCCUCUUCAAAAUCUGAUAGAGGACGACUGAAUUAUUCAGCACACGCAGCCAGGCACUCAGUUUAUGUUAUUGCCUGAGUCUUCAGUACACCACCCCCCCCUCCUCCCCGCCUCUUUCAUGUAAUGUGUGCCCUAAUUCAGAACAAUUGUUUCUCCUGGAGCAACUUCCUCCUGUUGCAACACCUCUCUGAGACACAUUUACAGUAAGUGGCUGUUUUCAGACAGGCCAAGAAAGUGCGGCUGGUUUCAUGUUGUAAACCCGUUUAAAGUGGUGCCUGUUGAUGAUAAUCAGUAUCCGUUAAUCACGUCGUAGCCAUGGAUGCAUUAUAGAUCAGAAUGUUAGAUACAUUUUCCUCUCUAGAUGUUAGAUAACUAUUCUUUGUCCAAGCAUUUUGUUUUUAGGAUGAUAAGGUACUAUAAUUUAUAGCAAGUCAGUACAGCAAUCAGAAAGAAAGUUUUGCUUGUCACUGUGUCUGUAAUGGUUAUCAACACGUAGUAUUUUAGCCCUGCACCAUUCUCUGACUCAGUCAGAAACUGUGCUCUGGGGAAUAUUGUAAACGCCAAUCACCAACAGUCCCAUCUUUUAAGGAUCUAUAACAAAGCUCUGUUUACUUAACUAAACAUCAUCAUAUCUUUAAGUGCUUGGUUACAAAGAUAAUCUCCCCAGUAGAGCUUGUUUUCAUGGCUGUACUUAAAUGUGUAGCUGUGCCCUGUUGGUACAUCAAAUUGUAUAGAUGAGCUAGCCUAUUAUGUCAUAGUGAUAGCGGUACAUCUAAGGUGGCACCAUUAAUCUCAGUCUGAACACCUGGGAACACGUAGCAAAGGUUCACCUUUAAAACCCUAAGGCCUAAUAAAACGAAAACCAUGUAAAUAGCAUACAUUGUAGGUAAUUCAACUCACCACAGUUUUAUGUGGGACUGCAAACUCGACAUAUAACUAAAGGAAGAGCUGUGUGAAGCUUCGUUCAGCUCUUCUUUCCAAGUGUGCAGGCACAACUUGUAGGCAAAAUAUGCCAAAGCUUUUCUACCAUUUGCAUAACCAUUUCUAAGGAACUUCGAAUGAGUGAGUGUGUGUCUCUUUUUCCCAACUAUAACAUAAUGUCAAUGUUCCUUCUGCAAGUGAAAUUACUAUCAUUUAUACAAUCAUAUGGUGUAUAAAGUAUCUAUUUCAGGCUUAAAGUUAUAGUUAGACAUUUUGGGAUUUAUGCUUAUUGGCUGCUUUUGCAAAAAAUAUACGAUAAGAUCCCGCUCUCAUGUCUUUGGGUUUAGAGGCGAUUAGGGAAAAGCAGCUAGCUUGACUCUGAAUCCACUUACUAGGAGCCUCUCAAGCUCACUAAUUAACAUGUUGUAACAGUAAUGUAAAAAUUGUUACUUAGAUAAUUUGCUCUAAAACCACAAAUUAUAGUUUAUUUAAUUUCUGUAGAGAGUUAAAAUGAGAUACACUAUCUUUUUUCCUGAGCUUUCUAGGUGUAGUGAGGUGUAGGUGAUACUGAACUUUGAAGUGAGCCAUGCCAGCUGUUUCAGGAGACUCUCGAGGGAAUGCAAAGCGCUGGUCACAUUAAAGACGGAGCCAGUCAAAGGCAUCUGUGUGAUACAUUUACAUAGAGUUCUUACUAGCUUGGCUACACGUACUGUUUUGAAAAACGCAGUUAGGAAUACCUUCAGUGGGGCCUGCAGAAGUGAAUGAACUUUCUGAUUUCUAUAUUUCUGUGUCUUUAAUAAUGAGGGGUGCCCUGUAAAAGACCAAUCUUAAUUUAGAUGCCAACUUACCUAAUUUUAGUUUCAUCAUUCAGUGUAACCAUUUUACAUUUCUAUGAAAACUAAUAAAACUAGAAGGGUACUCAUGCAGACCUUUUAACAAAAGUCAAAAAUAAUUUGUUUAUGUUCAUGAAAAUAGGGUAGUAGUUUCUCCACUCUGCUGAUCAACAGACAAACUAACCAAACGGAAAACAUAACCUCCUUUGAGGAGGUAUUUCUAUUAACAUGGCAAACUGUGCUCUACAUUGUAAUCGCACAUUGUAGCAUUGUAAUAAUAUUUUUUAAUUUAAGAGCGGACUUGUCUCUCAACGUUCAGUUGACAGACUGGUACGUUAGUUUGGUACAGGGGAGAUGUGGUGAGGCACUUAGCCUCUAACUAUAUUAACUAUAUUCCAAAGUCUCAGUAACAUGUUGUGUGUUCUUAGCUGGCUUGCUAAUGUUAGCCACUAGUACAUCCAAAUUCAGGAGUCACCAGUCCUGCGGUCACCAGGGCUAACAUUAAGCUAGCUGUUAUUGAUCAGUUUGGAGUAAUUGGAAGACACCUUUAACAAAGCUUGGUUGAUUAAGUUAAUAACUUUGUUGAGUAAUUAGUAAAGUAAUGUAACUACUAUUUCAAUGAGUAAGUAACUUGUCCAACCCUGGUAAUAAUAAUUCCUACGGCCAAUGGAACAAAAGAUAAGCUUGCUAGCAUCAAUGCUAGCUUGGCUUCCUCUGUCGGCCAUGUGACCCUCGUCUUGCAGCAGUCGCUCUGCCAGUUUUUAUGCUAAGCUAGGCUAAUCACCUCCUAGUCACAGUUUCAUACUUAACGCAGAGACAGGAGAAUGGUAUCCAUCUUCUCAUCUCUGGGACUGCCAAUUGUUCAGACGGCCCUUUAUAUCGAAACCCCAAUAGUCCAGAACAUUUCCCAUUGGACCAAAAGCAUUACUCCAAAAAAACACCCUCUCCAUACAACAAAGAGAAGCACAACGCUAAUUAUUAUGCAGAAUGACAUCAUCGGACCUGUUCUGGUGGCCUGUUGGUUGGUUGGUUAGGUUUAGGGUAAGAAUAUCAUGGUUAGCCAACUAGAGGAAGAUUAGGGUGGGUAAUGACUUCAACAUGGUAGGGGAAUUUUCUUUUGUCAUUCUGCAUAAUAAUUAGCCAUGUGCUCUGUUGGUUGCUGUAAGAGUUUGUAUUUUCGGAGCUAUGGGGAUAACGGGCUGUCGGAUAAAUGUGUUUUCUGUCUAAUGGUACAUUUUUUGGACUAUGGGGGUUUCGGAAUAAUGGCACCCUCAUCUCACUCUCAGAAAGAAAUCAAAUAAGCGUACUUCCCAAAAUGUUGAAGUAUUUAUUUAAACACUAUAUAUUAUGAUUAGAUUAAGAAGCUUCUUUAAAGGGAUAUACAGUGGCAUCUUCCAAGUCUGCCAAAAUAUAUGAUGAAUUUAAUAGUCUUCAGCCCUGCGCUUAUUUUGCAUGUACCUCUACAGUAUAAGCCUGUUUUUGCCAAACGCCUGGAGCUUGAGCCUUACUGGCUGAUUUGUGCAUGCACAAGCUUUUGGUAACAGCUCACCUGAUUAUAGGCACAGCCCGCAUCAGAGUAUACCUGGCCUGUGUGACUGUUUCUGGACAGUGAGUUUUGUGAAAUUUAAACUGUAAAAAAUGGUAUAAUCCCAGUGUUAUAUGGACGGCAUGAUAAUUUUAGAUGAUAUGCAGUACCGUUUGGCAUCCUGUAGGUUGUCUUAAUACUUUGUUCAAGUAUCCAGGCUCGUACCCUUGCUGGAUGAGUGGAAUGAGGUCAGCAGUCGUGUGUGAUGCUCCGUUGUGGAUUAAGUGUUGCGUUAUUGACUGCAGCAAAGGAAGAAUAUUUGGAACUGGGGCAGGUUUUCACUUCACCCCAACACAGAAUUAGCUGCAUUAUUAAAACACUGAAUGUCUCCAUUUGUGGAAAAGAAAGCUCAGUUAUUUCUAAGACUCACCAUUAAAAUCAACAUAGACCUGAAGUGGAUGUGUAAUUAUAUGUUAAUCAUUUGUAAAUGGAUAAUAACUGAGUUUGACAGUUCAUUUAAGUGUAGCUUUUUUCUAAGUUACAAUACUUAUCUACAAUUGUUCCUUGAUAUCGGUGAUCAUUCCUGAUUGGACCGUGCUUGCAAAUCCUUCCGACAUGUUUCUUUAUGUGUUAAUGUUCUGGAUGCCGUUAGGUGUUUAAAAAAAAGGUAUUGUGCUAGUGUUUGACCAGCAACAGCAUGUCUCCUAUUCAGCCGUUUUCCGAUGGAUGCCCUCGAGGUGUACCAUACUGUAGAUGUCUUAACUCUGUGGAUACAGUUUGAAACUCAGUGCCCUGUUGAGAAAACCAAUCGAGAGGAAGAAAAUGUGAUUCAUGCCACUCUUUUCCUCCUUGAUCCUAUUUUGCAUAAUGUUUUUGUGCCGCAGGAGUUUUCGGGGGAAUCGGAGAGAAAGCCUUGUUACUGUACCAACUGAACUGCUCCAUGUGUUUAAAAAAUGCUGCUUUAACUGCUUUGAUAAAGAAAUAAAUCUCCUUCCUGUAA